Choloepus didactylus (southern two-toed sloth) is the source of this 797-nucleotide messenger RNA. RefSeq names its product glutathione S-transferase Mu 2-like. The record is from RefSeq and is a predicted model, not a curated record. The transcript has a single exon. Gene Ontology annotation, biological process: glutathione metabolic process. NCBI's taxonomy places the organism in Eukaryota, Metazoa, Chordata, Mammalia, Pilosa, Megalonychidae. Gene Ontology annotation, molecular function: glutathione transferase activity. The coding region runs from base 28 to 684 and encodes 218 amino acids.
UCUGCCGAGCCCGAGCAAACGAGCACCAUGGCCAUGAUCUUGGGUUACUGGGAUAUCCGUGGGCUGGCUCACCUCAUCCACCAGCUCCUGGAAUACACUGACUCAAACUAUGAGGAAAAGAAGUACACGCUGGGGGAUGCUCCGGACUAUGACAGAAGCCAGUGGCUGAAUGACAAAUUCAAGCUAGACCUGGACUUUCCCAAUCUGCCCUGCUUAAUCGAUGGUGCUCGAAAGAUCACCCAGAGCAACACCAUCCUGCGCUAUAUCGCUCACAAGCACAACCUGUGUGGGGAGACAGAAGUAGAGAAGAUUCACGUGGACAUUUUGGAGAACCAGAUUGCGGACACCCGCUUACAGCUGGCCACGAUCUGCUACAGCCCUGACUUUGAGAAGCUAAAGCCCAAGUACCUGGAGGGGCUCCCUGAAAAGAUGAGGCUCUACUCACAGUUCCUGGGGAAGCGGCCGUGGUUUGCGGGGGAUAAGACCACCUUUGUGGAUUUCCUGGCAUACGACGUCCUUGACCAGAACCGUUCAUUUGAGCCCAAGUGCCUGGACGCGUUCCCAAACCUGAAGGACUUCAUGGCCCGCUUUGAGGGCCUGAAGCAGAUCUCUGCCUACAUGAAGUCCAGCCGCUUUUGCCCGGGCCCCAUGUAUACGAGGAUGGCCGUGUGGGGCAAUAAGUAAGGUCCUAGAAGGCCAGGAGAUUGGAGUGAGGAGCCAGCUCUGUGCCUGCUGCCCAGGGGCCCUGAGACCAGCCCCUCCCCUAACACCAGUCGUCUCUCUCCUCUCCCCUUCAU